Cyphellophora attinorum is the source of this 3156-nucleotide messenger RNA. Its product is annotated as Heavy metal tolerance protein. Gene Ontology annotation, molecular function: ABC-type transporter activity; ATP hydrolysis activity; ATP binding. The record is from RefSeq and is a predicted model, not a curated record. NCBI's taxonomy places the organism in Eukaryota, Fungi, Ascomycota, Eurotiomycetes, Chaetothyriales, Cyphellophoraceae. The transcript has a single exon. Gene Ontology annotation, cellular component: membrane. Bases 1 to 3156 code for a protein of 1051 amino acids. Gene Ontology annotation, biological process: transmembrane transport.
AUGGGUGGCAGCUCGCCGCUGCCGAUGGACAUAGCUAUGGACACUAGCUAUCGAAUAAUGAACUGGUCGAGGAAACUUUAUCCAGCAAUUCUCUUGGUGCUGUUCAUUGCCGGAUUCGUGACGUACGGCAUUGUCAAUGCACCCGACGACAGUAGCAAUGUGCAGAUUCAUUCUAUGAAAGGACCAGGAGGACGACCAUUGCCUCAACGACGGAAGUCUGCCAACCAGGUCAAGCAAGCAGCGGCUGUCAAGGAUUUCUCAUCGGCGGCAAAGAUAUCGUUCAAGCUGCUUCAGACCGUGGUAGUCUCCACCUUUGUCGCGAAUGGCGUCUUCAUACUACUCCAAUGCCUGGCGGAGCGAGAGAAACGGUGGUGGCCUGGCGAGGCAUCCAUCAUCUACGUGGUUGGAUCCUUUUUCGUCUGGUCGAUAGUGCUGAUCAGUCUCCACGAGACAAAGCCGUCGCCAACGAUUGUUUUUCUGUUGGUGUGGCUGAUUUCCUUACCGCUGGAGCUGUUGAUUCUCGGAAGCAGCCUGAAGAUCUACAGCGUUCCCCACCACGAGCCGACUGUAGGAGAUCAACGGGGAGGGCCGCUGCGUGACAAGAUAACGCCAUGGGAAGCGAUCGAGGUCAUUGUUGGAUUCAUUCGUAUUGGUGGACUGCUUGGCAUGUCAAUUCUCUACAUCAUCUUCAGCUUAACGUCGAAUAAGACAGGCGAUAGCGACGGCUCAUCUUCCGAGACUGCGCCACUCCUGAAUGGCGGCAGUGACUCGGCUCACACGCACACUAACGGCAACGCCUACGGCACACCCCAGGCUCAGGAAUCUAAGGAACACCAAGCUGGAUGGGCAAAGUCAGCCGACCCUCCCACGGUGACCUGGUACCAGUAUCUACGUGGCUUUGCAACGCUGUUACCAUAUCUGUGGCCUAAGAAGUCUCUCAAACUCCAAGCACUUGCUGCAGGAUGUUUUCUGAUCAUGAUAUCUCAGCGCGUCAUCAAUGUAUUCGUACCAAUUAUGACAGAGCGCAUCACCGACGCACUCUCCGGCGAGGAUGGACAAGGCGUACGUGCUCCUUGGCUUUACAUCGCCCUCUACGUCGUUUUCAGGUGGUUACAAGGUGGUCAGGGCAUCCUUUCUGCGGCGAGGACCAUCAUGUGGAUACCUGUCGAACAGUACUCCUACCGAGCCAUUUCGACUACAGCUUUCGAACACGUUCACGGCCUCUCUGCGGAGUUUCAUACGGGCAAGCGCACCGGCGAGCUCAUAUCGGCCCUCAACAAAGGCACUUCCAUCAAUAGCUUUCUGGAACUCGUCACCUUCAGUGUUGGACCAAUGAUCUUCGAUCUGGUCGUCGCUAUCGUCUACCUCACUCUCACAUUUGACAUCUAUUUGGGCCUCGUCGUUGCUAUCACUACUGUCGCUUACAUCUACGUUACCAUCCGACUUGCCUCGUGGCGGGUCAAGCUGCGAAGAGAAUAUGUCGCCAAGGACCGAGAAAUGGAAGCAGUAAAGAACGACUCGCUUCACUCGUGGGAUACGGUGAAGUACUUCAAUGCUGAGGCUUACGAGUUCGAGCGUUACAGGGUGUCGAUAAAAGAGAUGCAAGGCUGCGAGUACUAUGUGCAACUUACAUUAUCGUUUAUGAACACCAUCCAGGGAGCACUAUUCCUGUUUGCGUUACUGAUUGCCUGCUUCAUUGAAGCAUACCAAGUGGCGGAAGGCAGCCAGACCGUUGGUCGAUUUGUCUUGCUCAUCACCUACAUGUCACAGCUGCAACAGCCGCUGAACUACUUCGGCUCAUACUAUCGGACUGUCCAGAACAACCUCAUCAACGCAGAGCGCAUGCUGGAGCUCUUCAAAGAACAGCCGAUUGUCACGGACAAGGCCACGGCUACACCGAUGGAGAAGUGCAAGGGAGAGUUGUCGUUCGAUAAGGUCACGUUCUCCUAUGACGGCAGGCGCGACGCGGUGGCGAACCUAUCCUUUCACUGCCCAGCAGGCACAACGACCGCCCUUGUUGGCGAGUCCGGCGGAGGCAAAUCAACGGUCAUGCGCCUUCUCUACCGCUACUACAAUCCGAGUUCAGGAAGUCUUUCUGUGGACGGUCUUAAUGUUGAGGAUGUGACCAUUGACAGUCUCCGCAGACACAUUGGCGUCGUGCCUCAGGAUUGCAAUAUGUUCAACGAGUCCCUCAUGUACAACCUCAAAUACGCGAAUCAGGACGCAACAGAUGAGGAAAUCUUCAAAGCCUGCAAGGCAGCCUCGAUUCACGACCGCAUCAUGGCAUUUCCCGACGGCUACGCCACGAAGGUUGGCGAGCGCGGUGUGCGGCUUUCCGGAGGCGAGCGUCAACGAGUAGCUAUCGCUCGCACCUUCCUCAAGAAUCCGAGAAUCACAUUACUCGACGAAGCCACCGCUGCACUCGACACUGAUACCGAAGAAAAGAUUCAAGAAAGCUUCGCUCAGCUAGCGGAAGGCAGAACCAUGCUCAUUAUUGCCCAUCGGUUGUCCACCAUUAUCAACGCCGACCAGAUCCUUGUUCUGCACAACGGCAGUGUCGUCGAACGGGGCACCCACGAUGAGCUCCUCGCCACUCCCGGCGGUCGCUACGCUAGCAUGUGGCGCAAGCAGAGUAGAGCUCAGAAGGCGAAGGAAGAGGCAGAGCAGCUCCAUAACCAGGCGCGGCGGAAAAUCGAAGAAGCCGAAGCUGAAAGUGCCAGUGUCAGCGAGGACGAGUCGGACAUGCACGCCGGCGCCAGUAGGAGAACAGCGGCGAGUCGGAACAGCAGCAGACCAGGCAGCAGUCGCGGCCAACGAGCUCCCGGACAGAAGUACGGACACAAGAAAGUCAACUUCAGCCAGAGCAGCCUGGCGAGAGGUGUAUGGAACGCAACCGAGGGCGAUGUCGAAGCACAGUCGGAGAACGACAGUGAUCCUGCAUCGACGCAGGCAUUGGCGCCCGUAAAUGGCAACAUCCCCAAUGGGCAGCAGGAUCGAUCCGGUGCUUCGUCGCCGGGACGUACACCACAACCUCCAGCGGAGAGGUCGGAAGAGGAGAAGAGGCGGCGAGAGGAGAUGCGUCGUGCAUACCAAGCUAAUCAGACUGACGAAGGCGGAAGUAAGUGGCUUGGGGGAAUGCCGCCAGGCCAUCCUUAG